Molecule: messenger RNA, 2183 nt
Organism: Dioscorea cayenensis subsp. rotundata (Guinea yam)
Lineage: Eukaryota; Viridiplantae; Streptophyta; Magnoliopsida; Dioscoreales; Dioscoreaceae
Product: proline-rich receptor-like protein kinase PERK3
Exons: 17
Coding region: 1-1974 (657 amino acids)
Biological process (GO): protein phosphorylation
Molecular function (GO): ATP binding; protein kinase activity
Source: RefSeq, a predicted model, not a curated record
AUGUCUUUGUCCGGUCAAGCGGUUGCUGGGAUCGUGGUCGGCGUUGUCGCUUUGUUGAUCCUGCUUCUUCUCUACUGGAGCUGUAGGUGCCCGUCGGAACGUACAAGAACGCCUCAACAUCGUAGAAAUACAUCGCGUGGUGGGCAGGCUCAGAAUAAGCAGAAAAAUUCUCUAUCUCUGCCUCGUCGUAAAGAUGAAUUGCAUGGUGGACAGGCUCAGAAUGGGCAGCAGAAUGCUCCACCUCUGCCUCAUCGUAAAGAUGAAUUGCAAGGUGGACAGUCUCAGAAUGGGCACCAGAGUGCUCCACCUCCGCCUCCUAGUAAAGAUGAAUUGCAAGGUGGGCAGGCUCAGAACGGCCAGCAGAGUGCCCCACCUCCACCUUGUCUUAAUGAUGAAUUGCAUGGUGGACAGGCUCAGAGUGGGCAGCAGAAUGCUCCAGCUCCGCCUUGUCGUAAGGAUGAAUUGCAAGGUGGACAGGCUCAGAACGGUCUGCAAAAUACUCCACCUCCGCCUCGUUGUGAAGGUGAACAGGCUCAGAACGGGCAGCAAAAUGCUCCACCUCCGCCUCGUCAUAAAGACAUAUUGCAAGGUGGACAGGCUCAGGAUGGGCAGCAGAAUGCUCCGUCUCCCCCUCAUCGUAAAGAUGAAUUGCACGGUGGACAGGCUCAGAAUGGCCAGCAAAAUGCUCCACCUUCGCCUCAUUGUGAAGAUGAAUUGCACAGUGGACAGGCUCAGAAUGGGCAGCAGAAUGCUCCACCACCUUCUGAUCAUGGUUUUGAAAUACCGCCGCAUCCUCCUUGCCCUCCUCCGGGACCAUUUGUUCCCUAUCAUCCAUUUCCACCACCUCACCCCCCACCCCCUCCUCCUCCACCGCCACCGCCACCGCCACCUGCCUUCUUUAGCAACAAUGGAGGAAUAGGGUCCAGCUAUUCAGGUCCUGAUAAUUCUUUACCUCCUCCACCUCCUGGAAUUUCCCUUGGUUUCUCGCAAAGUACCUUUACUUAUCAAGAGCUAGCAAGGGCAACAGAUGGGUUCUCUGUUGCUAAUCUGCUCGGGGAGGGUGGUUUUGGCUAUGUGCAUAGAGGAGUGCUUCCAAAUGGUAAAAAGAUUGCGGUCAAGCAAUUGAAAUCUGUAGGUGUGCAGAAGAAGCGCGAGUUUCAGGCAGAGGUUGAGAUUAUUAGUCGUGUGCAUCACAGACAUUUGGUCUCAUUGGUUGGAUAUUGCAUUUCUGAAGAACGGAGACUGCUUGUCUGUGAGUUUGUUCCAAACGGCACAUUGCAUUUCCAUUUGCACGGGGAAGGUCGACCAACUAUGGAUUGGCCUACGAGAUCAAAAAUUGCUUUAGGAUCUGCUAAAGGAUUAGCCUAUUUGCAUGAGGAUUGUAAUCCUAGGAUUAUUCAUCGUGAUAUUAAGCCGGCCAAUAUUCUUCUUGAUUCCAACUUUGAGGUGAAGAUUGCAGAUUUUGGACUUGCAAAAGUUGUACCUGAUAACAACACUCAUGUUUCAACCAGAAUCAUGGGUACUCUUGGGUAUUUGGCACCGGAGUAUUUACUUUUCAGGAGGCUAACAGAUAAAGCAGAUGUUUACGCCUUUGGGGUCAUGCUUCUGGAGUUGAUCACAGGAAGGCUGCCCGGUGGCAGCCACGCUUCCAGUUAUAGCUUGGCUGUUUUGGCAAGGCCGUCGCUCACACAUGCUUUAGAGGAAGGCAAUUAUGAGCCUCUCGUCGAUCCAAGGUUGGGGAAUAAUUAUAAUCCUAGUGAGAUGAACCGGAUGGUCGCUUGUGCUGCUGCUUGUGUACAUAUUUCUGCAAAUCGUCGACCUCGAAUGAGUCAGGUGGUUCUAGUAUUGCAAGGACAUGUAUCCCUUGAAGAUUUGAACAAUGGUGUUCCCCCCGGCCAAAGUAGGAACUACGUCUCUCGCGGAAAUGAGGACCUGGAGAACUUAAGAAGAAGGGCGUUAGGGCCGUUUAGUUAACAUUCGCACAUGCCAUUGGUAUCAAGCUAAAGGUCAGGACACGAGUGAGACGGAGAUGCAUAACACGAACAAUUUCGUUUAAAUUGAUCUCUCUCUCUCUCUCUCUCUCUCUCUCUCUCUCUCUCUCUGUUAGUGUGUGUGUGUUUUGCAGCAAUAUGAAACUUUUUCUAGUGUUUAAUUGCAAAAUUUUCCCCCGUCUGUUGUAGCAA